GUAGUCUGCACAUUUCAGAUCGUUAUCCAUCUCAGUCACACCAAACGCAGUGCUCUGAUGCCUGGCCGUCGCUAUGGGAACGCACUGACUGGCAGAGCAAACUUUGGACGCCGUUGGCGACUCUGACUGCCCGGUUAGCUACUGUAGCUAGAUACUUUUGCGAAAAACAAUGAAAUAUCUAACAUAGAGAAAUACAUUUAGUUUUCAUGGACAAAAUGACGUGGAGAAAUAUCGACCCUUUGUCACUUGACGAGACCAUUGAUGAGGGGAAGGAGGAGAAGGAUGUGGAGAAGAGAAGUGCCUCGGUGUGGGAACAUCAGGAGCUUGCCCAGGUAUCAGAUUCCCAUCAAGGUGCUGAGGGGUCACACAGACGCUGUCACCAGCUGUCACUUCUGCUUUGACGACACCAAAGUCCUGACCAGCUCCCACGACAAGACGGCCAUUCUGUGGGACACAGAGACUGGCGCCGCCCUGCUGGUGUUUGAGAGAGGACAUCUGUCCGGCAUCUCUGAGUGUGCUGUGAUUCCUGACAAGAAAAGGCUGAUUACUGCGUCAUGGGACAAGACCCUAAAUGCAUGGGACCUGGAGACUGGCAAGAUCAUUUGGACUGCACCUCAGGCUGGUCUCCUGACCUCAUGUAGCGUCUCAGAGGACGGGAAGUACGUCGUCUCCUCCUGCGACCCGGAGAGCGCAAUCUGCCUGACCUCGGCUGAUACAGGGGAGAGGCUCUUCCACAUCAAAGAUCACCACAAGUCUACGAUCACGCGGUGCCGGUUUGACCCUCAGAGUCAGCACGUAGCCAGUGUCUCUGUAGACAGAACCAUCAAACUGUGGGACCUGGUCUCCACCAAAACCACCCUCUCCAUCAACAGCACCCACACCAACGUCGUCUCUAACUGCUGUUUCACUGCUAACGGACGCUACUUGUGCACUGCAUCAUGGGACAAGACACUGCAGCUGUGGGACGUCCAGACAGGAACAUUCCGUUCCCACGGUGGCCUGACCCUUAGCAAGGGACACGAUGGAUCCGUCAGCUCCUGCACCUUCUCCAUGGAUGGGUCAGUCCUGGUGUCUGGGGCGUAUGAUAGAACAGUGGCUGUGUGGAACAUGGAGACCCUCUGCAAGACCCUGGAGUUGAAGGGACAUGCAGAUUGGGUGACAGAUGUGGCAAUCAGUGCUGACAAAAAAUGGGUGGCCUCAGCUUCCAAGGACACCACUGUCAGGUUGUGGAAUAUAGAGAACUCUGAGGAGAUACCUGCCGUUAUUGAGACCAGGAAGGCUCAGGGAAUGGGCUAUCAUAUCCUCCAGUGUGAGGAGUGUGGAAAGGCUUUCUCCAUUUCCCGACUGGAGAACUCCGACUUGGUCACAAAGUGUGUGUUCUGCCGAUUGAAGACAGAAACCAGAUCCCAUCUUCAACCUCCUCCUCUGUCGUCUAGUGUUCUGUCGAUUGAAGACAGAAACCAGAUCCCAUCUUCAACCUCCUCCUCUGUCGUCUAGUGUUCUGCCGAUUGAAGACAGAAACCAGAUCCCAUCUUCAACCUCCUCCUCUGUCGUCUAGUGUUCUGCCGAUUGAAGACAGAAACCAGAUCCCAUCUUCAACCUCCUCCUCUGUCGUCUAGUGUUCUGCCGAUUGAAGACAGAAACCAGAUCCCAUCUUCAACCUCCUCCUCUGUUGUCUAGCGUUCUGCCGAUUGAAGACAGAAACCAGAUCCCAUCUUCAACCUCCUCCUCUGUUGUCUAGCGUUCUGUCGAUUGAAGACAGAAACCAGAUCCCAUCUUCAACCUCCUCCUCUGUUGUCUAGUGUUCUGUCGAUUGAAGACAGAAACCAGAUCCCAUCUUCAACCUCCUCCUCUGUUGUCUAGCGUUCUGCCGAUUGAAGACAGAAACCAGAUCCCAUCUUCAACCUCCUCCUCUGUUGUCUAGUGUUCUGUCGAUUGAAGACAGAAACCAGAUCCCAUCUUCAACCUCCUCCUCUGUUGUCUAGUGUUCUGUCGAUUGAAGACAGAAACCAGAUCCCAUCUUCAACCUCCUCCUCUGUUGUUUAGCGUUCUGUCGAUUGAAGACAGAAACCAGAUCCCAUCUUCAACCUCCUCCUCUGUUGUCUAGUGUUCUGCCGAUUGAAGACAGAAACCAGAUCCCAUCUUCAACCUCCUGCUCUGUUGUCUAGGAAUUGAAUGUAUUAUUUUAUAAUGCUUGUAUGUUACUGUAUAUAACUAAGUCCUGUGUUUAUGGAGUAUUAUAUCCUGUUAAAACUGUAUUUGUUGAUUGAUUUUGUCAGACAAUAACUAAAGUAUCACUGCAUCGCAGUGCUAGCUGUGCCACCAGAGACUCUGGGUUCGAGUCCAGGCUGUAGCAGCCGGCCGGGAGACCCAUGGGGCGGCACACAAUUGGCCCAGCGUCGUCCGGGUUAGGGGAAGGUUUGGCCCAGCGUCGUCCGGGUUAGUGGAGGGUUUGGCCCAGCGUCGUCCGGGUUAGUGGAGGGUUUGGCCCAGCGACGUCCGGGUUAGUGGAGGGUUUGGCCCAGCGUCGUCCGGGUUAGGGGAGGGUUUGACCGGCAGGGAUGUCCUUGUCCCAUCGUGCAUUAGCGACUCCUGUGGCGGGCCGGGCGCAGUGCACGCUGACCAGGUCACAAGGUGUUUCCUCCGACACAUUGGUGCGGCUGGCUUCCGGGUUAAAGUGGGCAUUGUGUCAAGAAGCAGUGCGGCUUGGUUGGGUCGUGUUUCACGGCUCUCGACCUUCACGUCUCUCGACCUUCGCCUCUCCUGAGUCCGUAUGGGAGUUGCAACGAUGAGACAAGACUGUAACUCCCAAUCGGAUACCACGAAAAAGGGGUAAAAAAAUAUGUAAUAAAAUAAAAUAGAAAUAUCUAAA
Salvelinus fontinalis (brook trout) is the source of this 2872-nucleotide messenger RNA. RefSeq names its product WD repeat-containing protein 88-like. The transcript is spliced from 11 exons. The record is from RefSeq and is a predicted model, not a curated record. Lineage: Eukaryota; Metazoa; Chordata; Actinopteri; Salmoniformes; Salmonidae. Gene Ontology annotation, molecular function: protein binding. The coding region runs from base 262 to 1497 and encodes 411 amino acids.